AUGGACAUAAAUUGCAUCAUCCAGUCAACAGAAAAUCUUCAUCUGAAUUCGAGUGAACAGAGCAGCAAAAAUCUAUGCAUCAGUGAUGAUGAUUUUAAAAAUACAGCUAAUUAUCUGCUAGGCGAUGAAUUUGAAAAAUCAUGGGAUACAAACAAGUUGAGUCUUCCUCCUAAAGCAUCGCCAUUAUUCUGCUACAAAGUCUGUAGUGAGCAAAGCUUGUCUGUGGGCGAUCAUGCUUUUGGUUUUCCUCCUCUUUCACGUAGCGACGUUAUGCCCGUACAGUUCACUCACCUCAAAUGUCUUACAAAAGGAAACUCGAAAACCGUUUAUCAAGCGACUUUAAAACUUAAGUCUGGAAAGACAUUGGAUUACCGUCCAGGUGAUAGCAUCUCCAUAUUACCUGAAAAUAAUGCACAAACUGUGGCGUGGUUGUUACAGCGUUUAACACUGGAUAGUCUACAUGAUGCCGAUACACUUUUCACUCAUGAAGUAAUAGCUACAAAGCAUAGAAGCCUCCCUGAAUGGUCUCAUUUUACUUGUCCACUUUCAUUACGAUAUUUGUUGACAUAUUGCUGUGAACUGUAUAUACCCGUAACACGUCGGAUUUUACGAUUGCUAGCAGAUUAUUGUUUUGAUGACAAUGUCAGCCCUGUCAGUGCAGAAAGACAACGUAACCGACUUUUUGAAUUCUCCAGUGCCGAAGGGAAGAAAAUGUUUGAAAAGUAUAUCCAAAUACCUGAUCUUAAUCUCUUGGAUAUUUUGUCUAUAUUUUCAUGUUGCCGACCAUCAUUUAUUCGAUUGUUGGAAAUUCUUCCAACACUUCAGCCACGUUCAUAUACACUCAUUAAUCCAGUUAAUAAACAAUUGUCUUGUGAACAAGAACUAUCUUUUAUUUUCACUAGAGUGGAUUUUAAAUAUCCUGAAAUUGAUAAGCAUGUAAGUCUUAUUGAUCGUUAUCCAUCACGACGUCAUGGCACUUGUACCGGUUGGCUUGAAAAAAUAUGGUUUGGAGUUAAUCAACCUGAUGACUAUCAGAAAGUUAAUUUCAACAAUGUCGAACCUCAGAUUAUAUAUAUAUAUUUACGUAAAAAUAUUACACAAUUUUAUUUACCAGAUAAUAUCUCCCAACCAGUUAUCAUGAUUGCUGCCGGAAGUGGAAUCGCACCAUUUAUUAGCUUUAUAAGACAACGUAAAAUCGAUAACCUUAAGGAAAAUACCUCUACUGGAGAUUUGUGGCUAAUCUAUGGUUGUCGUUCUCCAACGUCUAGUCUCCUAUUUGAAAAUGAACUAUCAGAUGCAGUAAAUUCUAAAGUAUUGAAACAUCUUUGCUUGUGUUUUUCAAGAGAUACUGUAAAUUCUCCGGAUGAAAAAUAUGCACUUAAAGAAAUUUCGUCAAUAUUAAUUGAACAAGCCUGUUUUCCGCUCAAAGCACAGUAUGUUCAAGAUUGUAUCCUUUGUAAACAUUCUACUGAUUAUGAGGUAUCCGAGCAUGAUAUUCAACUGAUGAAUCUUGUUUUCGAAAAAGGUGCUAAAAUAAUGAUUUGUGGAGGACCACGUGCUUUAGCUUUUGGAGUAUAUGAGUCGUGGCUGAGACUACUUGCUAUGCGACUUUAUUUUGAACGAACACAGAAAUGGUGUAAAUAUUCGGCCAUACCUGAAGAGGAUUUUAUAAAUGCUCGGGCAUAUGUAGAUAUAAUGCGUAAAGCAGAACGAUUUCAAGAAGAUGUAUGGGCUUAACAAAAAAAUCCUACUUAUGAUAUUUUUACUGUAAAUUAUUCGUCUAUUAAUAUUUCUUCUUUGCAUAUAUUCCAGUGUGUAUAAUGUUGUAUAUUAAACUGUAUCACUAAAACGUCCUUUUUCUACAACUUAAAC
Messenger RNA from Schistosoma bovis, 1872 nucleotides. The record is from the annotation of a GenBank genome assembly. NCBI's taxonomy places the organism in Eukaryota, Metazoa, Platyhelminthes, Trematoda, Strigeidida, Schistosomatidae.